UUUUGAGACGAAUCAGGAAGUAAAACUCGUGUCAACCCAUAUAAGCACAGUCCAGGUAUUUUCCCGGCAUACACCGGUGCUAGUGCUUCACUGGAGGUAACAGUUUAGUGUGUGACAGUUCCAGACAUUGCCGGAGCCAUACCUGACAGGACUGGUUGAUGAUUGUGUACAAGCCUAAAAAAGAUGGCUGCUAUCUCAGUCCUGAUUGGUUGACGAUUGUGUACAAGCCUAAAGAAAGAUGGCUGCUAUCUCUGCUCUAAUUGGUUGACGAUUGUGUACAAGCCUAAAGAAAGAUGGCUGCUAUCUCUGCUCUAAUUGGUUGAUGAUUGUGUACAAGCCUACAGAAAGAUGGCUGCUAUCUCUGCACUAAUUGGUUGAUGAUUGUGUACAAGCCUAAAGAAAGACGGCUGCUAUCUCUGCACUAAUUGGUUGAUGAUUGUGUACAAGCCUACAGAAAGAUGGCUGCUAUCUCUGCACUAAUUGGUUGAUGAUUGUGUAAAACCCUACAGAAAGAUGGCUGAUGUUUCCAUUUAGAUUGGAUUAAAGAUAAGGACAUUUUCAACCAAAUAGACUUAGCGUACUCGUGUUAAAGAUUUUGUUGAAGUAGCUUCCUGAUUCUUGCAAUAAAUCUGUUUGAUAUCUCAUCCAGCUGACGUUCUAAUGUUGUAUGACUUGUCUAUUCCACAGAGCAACUGAUAUCAUAUCUAUAGCGUUACAAAUAUUUGAAAUACGUAACGAAGAUAUUUUCUCUAACAUGUAUCCAUGCGUUCGCGCCCCAGUCCCUGUUAGGCCAUAUUAUUUAUACGUAUAUACUUGCAUAUAUAUAUAUAUAUAUAUAUAUAUAUAUAUAUAUAUAUAUAUAUAUAUAUAUAUAUAUAUAUGUAUGUUAUGCUCACGUGUUUGUUAUUUCCCUGACUCAGUUCCCAUCGAAGUGAAGACGUUUACUGUGAACGGAUCCAAGUCUAUCAAAGCGAACUAUGGCGACAGUGUUGUAUUACAUUGUGAGGUGACCGGAAGUGGCGGGACUUAUGCUGUUCUAAGUGGGCCCGAGUUGAGCAACUUCAAGACCCACACACAGAACACGGCCGUCAUUGAUCAAACACUUGCCAAUCUUACCUGUCAGGAUGCUGGGAGAUAUUUCUGCUGGGGUCGAAAUGGAGGAGGCGAAACGAGUCCAAAGGAUUUUGUUGACGUCAAUAUUACAUGUCUUGUAGAACCGCCCCCAGUGUACCAAGGCAAACCUUACCAGCCCCCGAAACAGAUCAAAAUUGAGAGUGAGAAAAACACGACCUUUGAUUUUGUUGUGUACGGCUAUCCUGAACCAACGUCGUACGAUUUGAGAAUACAAACAAAAGAUAACUCGUAUAGCAAUGUUACCAGCAGCCACUACAAGGUACAAUACAUCCAUCAAGAGCCUCCGUUUGGUCUGGUCACGCUGACCAUCUAUGAUGAAAACACCAAGGAGACCAUCACGUACGUCCUGGGCAUCAACAGUGUGAAGGGGAGGGUCGAGGUCACUGUGGAGGUCGUUAAGUUUACCAAUAAACCUACUGAUGACACAAAGAUCAAGAUGGCUAUCGGUAUAGGUGUGGGAGUUGGCGGUUUUCUCAUCGUCGUCGUGGUGAUCGUUGUCGUCUGCACGGUCAAGUAUCGAAGGUCAAGGACCCCCGCCGGGUCACGUGGUAUGCCCAUGGAUCAACUGUACGACAAACCCAGUACCGUGUAUAAUGACAGACACUACGCUCUGGCUUAUGAAAACAAAAUUGCAAGUGAUUAUGACCUGCCACAUAACUGAAGCACAAGAAGUCCACCACACGCGUAGGACAUUUGUAAGGACUUGGUGUUGUGUUACAAUGUAGGACAUUGUAAGGACUUGGUUGGUGUCGUGUUCUUUAAUUCUAGGACAUGUAUAUUGAUGACAUGUAUAGUGACUGAUAUUUACAAAGCGAGUAUUAAAAUGAACAAACUUGGUAAAAUUGUAACCUGAUUGUAGUUAAUAGAUUGCUAUGUAAAUAUGUGCCUCAUUUUAGUUAGCUAAUGUAAUAUAAGAGUUUAUAAUUUAUGUAUUUGUACAAUGACACUGUCAUGUUUACUGUAUGUGUGUUAAUGUUUCCAAUUCUUUUAGUUUCAAAGCCUAUAACUUAUUAAAAUCAAAACUAUACAUAUCACAUUUUCAUAUGGCGCUGUUAUGCUUAGCAAACUCAUAUGCACGCAAUGGUGAAACUAGUUGUAUAUAUUUCAUUAGCCACAACUUCCUAAUCUAAAUAACUGCAAUAUGGUCUAUAUAUUACACCUGCGUUUUUUUUAUAUCUAGAUACAGAGUAUUUGACAAUGAAUAUUUUUAUGUAGCACGAAUAAACAAGCCGAUACAUUGUCAA
Molecule: messenger RNA, 2378 nt
Organism: Physella acuta
Lineage: Eukaryota; Metazoa; Mollusca; Gastropoda; Physidae
Source: RefSeq, a predicted model, not a curated record